GUCUGACAAGACACAGUUAAUGUUUCUAGCUUGUAAGGCUGGUGUUCAGCUGGCAAUAAGAACAAGGAAGUGUUUCCAAAGUUUAUUUCCAUGAGACUCAAAGUCCACAUGACAGAGUCCUGACACGCCUGUGCUCUUCUCCGUCAAUGGGAAUUUGCCUCUGUAACUAUGCACUACUGAGUACUGCUAUUUUGGUAUUGUGUUGUUUGUCGUCUUCAUUUUAUGUGGUGUCCAUCUGAUUUCUGAUGGAGCUAAGAGAAUUCAACGAUGUAGUACAUCCACCUCCAGACUACCCUAGUCCCGAUGUCUCCCACCAUUCCCUGAGGUUACGGACAGUUGCGGCUCCGGCUCCUGCUCAGCAGAGCAGCGGAGUUCAGUUUGACUGGGCUUCUCCUCCUCCUGAAGAUGCUGAAGACUCCAGUGAAACACGUAACCUUCGCGAGCUGCCGCUGCACAUGAGUCUAAAGAGAGCAGUAAGGCAGGUGCAGCAGAUGAGAGUUCCAGUUGUGUCCAGCUCUUGGAAUAUUAAACAUUCACAGACAUUUCGGCGUUUCUGUGAGGUGGCCAAAAAUAUUCUCAGCUAUUUUGUUUUGUGGAAGAGGGGGAUCCAAAGAAUAGGAGGUCACUUUGGUGGAGGAGUCCAGUCCUACUUUCUAUUCCUGAGAUUUCUGGUGAUUCUCAACUUUCUGUCCUCUUUGUUAAUCGCAGCGUUUGUGCUCAUUCCCAGCAUUGUGUUUCGCUCCUUGAACUUCAACUCCACCUCCAACAUCACUAUAGUCAACACAACAGGUUUAGAGACCUGCAUGCAGUAUGAUCCAAAACCUGAUGCUCUUAUGGUGUUCUUCAACUACUUUCUGGACCUGGUUUCAGGCACGGGUUUUAUGGAAUAUUCAUACCUUUUUUAUGGCUAUUAUAAUAAUACAAUGAUUGAAAGCGAUGGCUUCUCUUACAACAUCCCUCUGGCCUACCUGUUGACAGCAGCUUUCUACUUCCUCUUCUGCUUCUUUUGUAUAAUUAUUAGAAUGGGUGGUACGGCUCGUGUUGUUGUAGAGACGGGUGCAGGAGCAGCCGGGGGUUACUGUAUGCUGGUGUUUACAGGAUGGGAUCACGGUCUUCAAGGAGACCGCGCUGUAAAGCUUAAACAAAACAACGUUCGCUACAGGUUACAGGUGGAUUUAGAAGAGGAGAGGCUUAAAAAGAAGGCUGCCUCGCUGACUUUGGGCCAAACAGUCUCUCUCUAUGCUCUUCGAAUUUUCCUUAAUCUAAUAGUCUUAACACUCAUCGUUGCAACCUUCUUUGGCAUUGCUAAGGCAACACAGUUCAGCCAGUCUAUGAAAACAACAGGAUUUACGGGGCUACUGCUGCAGUACUUACCCUCCAUGGUCAUAACAGCAAGCAAUUUUGUGGUGCCUUUACUCUGUGACAAGAUUGCAUUACUGGAAAAGUAUUCCCCCAGUACCACGGUCAUCCUAGCCUUGCUCAGGGCAGUGUUCUUGCGUUUGGUCAGUUUGGGUGUUUUGCUGUACACUCUAUGGGAGCAGAUAACCUGUAAAGGAGAGAUUGGCAGUGAUGACUGUAAACUCUGCGGUUAUUAUUAUAACCAAUACAAGUGCUGGGAGACGCGAGUUGGCCAGGAAAUGUAUAAAUUAACUUUAUUUGACUUCCUGAUUACCGUUGCUACACUGAUCCUGGUAGAGUUUCCACGCAGGAUCGUGGUGGAUCAUUGCUCAUGCAAACUGAGCCAGCUGGUGGGACGGCAAGAGUUUCUGGUUGCCCCGAAUGUUCUUGCUCUCGUUUACAGUCAAACGGUGGUUUGGACUGGAGCUCUUUUCUGUCCAUUGCUGCCAUUUAUCAACACCCUCAAAUUCGUCAUCUUUUAUUAUUGCAAAAAGAUUACUCUCUUCCAAAACUGUCAACCGGCAACAAGAAACUUCAGAUCCACCACCUCCAACUUCUUCUUUUUGUUGGUUCUGCUCUUUGGAUGGAUGUUGGCCAGUGUGGUUCUGCUUUACAGUGUUGCUAAGAUCCAUCCAUCAUAUGGCUGCGGCCCUUUCCGUCUUGACCCAACUAUGUGGGAUGCUGUACCACAAGCUGUUAACAUGCUAAGCACCACUAGUAGAGCUUUCCUGUUUUACAUCGGCUCCCAGAAAUGCUCUAUUCCACUCUUCAUCUUCUCUUGCAUCCUUCUGUGCUAUGUGAGCGCAUUAACGUCAGUCCAUGGGAAAAGUGUAGCGCUGCUGAAAUCUCAGUGUGCACUGGAACAGCGUGAUAAGCAAUUCCUGAUCAGACAAAUUGAGGAGCUGAAUGCCACAAUGCAGAAAGCAGAACAUGAACCCAAGCUGCUAAAUACAGAGAACGAGCCUUUUCAACACACAGCAGCUACACAGUGGAAUCAACACAACAAUUACGCUUUUGACCCCGAUGAAGAUCCAAGGCCGUAUUAAGGCUUUAGUGCUGUAUAUCGCACCAAUUCUAGUGUCUAAGUCAGAUUUUUGCUUUUAAUAAACAAGUGAGCGUAUUUGAUCAAAAGAGACAGAAAGGGGAUUACAAAUAGUGUUGAAUAAAUGCUAAUCAAAGAAAAUAAAAAUAAGACCAAGGAUUGGAGUAAUGAUGCUCAAUACAUUGGCAUCACAGGAGUAAAUUAAUUCUAAAAUAGACAAUUUACUGUUUUUACUGUGUAUUUGAUCAACUUAAUGCGGUCUUGGUGAGCAUAAGAAUUUGUGCGUCAUUCUUUUUGACCUCAACCCUCUCUGUGGUAGUGUAUAUAUGUUUAUAUUUAUCCAAUAUUAUGCCUGUUUAUUUGCACGUUUACUCAUUUCAUAAUUUGCUUGAAUUACUUUGAACAUUUUGUCAAAGUGAACAAGUUUCUGUGAUGUAUAUUAAUGCACUUUAUUUACAGCAGCAGGCCAUAUACGCUGUGCCUCCUUAAAAAUAAAAUCAUAAUUAUUCAUAAACUCAA
This is a messenger RNA of Danio rerio (zebrafish), 2959 nucleotides long. NCBI's taxonomy places the organism in Eukaryota, Metazoa, Chordata, Actinopteri, Cypriniformes, Danionidae. The record is from RefSeq and is a predicted model, not a curated record.